This is a messenger RNA of Apis laboriosa (Himalayan honeybee), 5127 nucleotides long. RefSeq lists its product as uncharacterized. The record is from RefSeq and is a predicted model, not a curated record. The coding region runs from base 723 to 4745 and encodes 1340 amino acids. The transcript is spliced from 4 exons. Lineage: Eukaryota; Metazoa; Arthropoda; Insecta; Hymenoptera; Apidae.
UUUAAAAAUUUAUAAUAUUAUCACACAAUUAAAAAUUUAAGAUAUUGUGUAUUAAUUACAAUAAAUAUCAAUAUAUAUUACAUAUAUUUUCGUACACAACUACGUGAAAGUAUAAUAAAUCAUACACAGUAGUUUGAUAUAAUAUCACAGCAAGUGACGAUUGGACUAAAAUAUGACCAAGUUGAUGCACAAAAAUAAAUAUUCAUUUUCAAUCAUUUAAAUCUAAACAAAGAAUUGUACAUAAAGUUUAUACAAUAUAUUAGAAUAAUAUUCAUAUAUAAAUUUUUUAUCUUUUUUAGUUAAUUAAUUUUACUUUUUUAUAUUAUUGUAUAUUUAUAGCAUAUACAAAAAUAUAUCACAAGAUUCAUAAUUCCAUCACAUAAAAAACUAUCUCGUAAUAAGUAUACCUAAUAUCAAAUAAACGAUAUAAUGAAAAUAGACAUUACUAUAGAUUACCAACUGUAUAUUUGUAAUUACCAACUCUAUAUUCUUAUAUUCUACUGAUGAUGUCGCCAUUUUCUUUGCUGCAUCUAUGACAAACUUCAUAUACCUCAUAUGUUUCUGUUUGCGCGAAAAACGUGUACAGCGAAAUGAAAUAAACGUAAAUUAUAAAAGGAUUUUCUGAAGAAAGAAUUGUAUAAAAUAUUAUUUUAAAAUAUGAAAGUGAUUGUCACUAUUGUGUGAUUAUAUUUUUUAAGCUAAAAAGCUAAAAAAUUUAUGAUAUGGCAGAAAUUUCGAAUUCUACUGUGUUUACAAACGAUGCACCUUCUACUGGUGCUUCUGAUCUUCUUCAACAAGCUUUUCAACAAGUUGUUGAUGAUGACGACCAUGAUAAUGAAUUUGUGGCAUUUUUACAAAAUGACGAUAAUGAUUCUCAAACUAUUCACUUGACUCCAGAACAAGCAGCAGCUUUAGGCUUAACCUUUGAGGUAACCUCGAAUGAAGAGGUUAUAUAUCAACAAGAUCAAGAUAAUACUACUUCAAAUAUAGCAGAAAAUAUUUCUAUAAAAGAUAAAAUUAAUGAACAGGAUCAAAAUUCAUUAUCUUCUCAGGAAUCUAUAAAAAUUGAUCAGUUAAAUUAUCAAUCUGAACAAAUACAAAAAUCCAAUGAAACUGAAUUGAUUAAAACAGAGUGUAUUGAUUUUCAAGAAUGGCAUAUGCAAAAAGUUUCUCAAACAGAACAACUUCAAGAUCAAGUAGUUGAAAAUGAUAUAUCAUUAGAAGAAAUGAAUUUGAAUAGUCAAAAUCAUGAAUCUCAACAAAUAAUUGAACAUCAAAAUAAUAUAAUUCAACAAAAUUCGAAUGCACAGACAUUAGUUUUGGAUCAGCCUAAAGUACAUGGAAUAAAAACAGAUAUUACGCAAGUAAAAAAUAUUCAUGAAAAUGAAUUGCAAUAUACUAUUGAAGAUAAUAUAGCACAAAAUCAACUUAAUACAAUGCCUAAUACUCAAGCGCAAAUUUUACAAAAAUUACCUGUGAUUUUACCAUCUUCACAAUUUAUUAUAAAACCUGCACAAACUAUAUUAAAACCAGCUAAAAAUAUUAGAUUACUUCAAAAUUCGAAUAAACUCUCUAACACAACUGUUAAUUCCAUUAAUGCUGUACAUUCACUUAAUACUAAUUCAAAUCCUAAUUCUGUAUUACUUUCAAAGGCUACAAUAGUAAAUAAUUUAUCACCACAAAUAAUAAAAGCUACACCUAUAACAGCUCAGUUAUUAAAUAGUGGUAUAUCUGCACAAUUAUUAAAUACUUCUCAGUUUUUAACUGGUACUUGUGACAUACAAAAUCAAUCUGUUGGUACUUCACAUAUUUCAAAUACUAUUGUAAAUACUACAUCUGGAGCAACGCAAAAUCUUGUUACUUCACAAAUACGUUUGUCUCCAAUUGUAAAAACAUCACAAUCUCUUCAAAAAGGAAAUGUUCAACAAUUUUUAACUCCAGUGCUAAAAAGUGCAUCAACUGUGCUUCCAAAGACUAAUCAAAUUCUUAAUAAUACCAAUGUGGCUACAGCUAUUCCUGCACAAUUUUUAAAAUCUGUACAAAUCCCUUCUCAGUUACUUAAAACAAGAACCACUAUUGGUAAAAAAAAUUCAGGAAUAAUUGGAACAGCAAAAACUACAGCUAAUUCUGAUACACCUGUUGUACUUCGAACUGCAUCUAUUGUAAAAACUCAAGAUUUAAAAACAGUAACAACAAAUUCUAUUUUAAAACCAACUCAAAUUUCAUCAACACCUAUAUCUAUUUUAAAACCUCAAACAAAAAUUACAUUUAACAAUGCAACUAAACAAAAUGUGACUGUUGCAAACCAAAAUAUUACUAAUGUUUCAAGUAAUUUACAAAAUACUUCACAAAAAACACCUAUAACACAACAUAGCAAUACAUAUGAAUCUAUUAAAUCAAUUCAAAAUGAAACUACUAGACAAAAACUUAAUUUUAUAGUAAAUGGCACAAAUCUUAAAGUAAAUAAAAAAGUUAAAAGUACUCCUAUUAAAUCUACAACAAUAGUAAAUGAAUCUACAGAUGCAUCUAAACCAUUAGGUUCUAGUGAAAAUCCAAUACAAAUAGUUCAGCAAGGUCAAACAUUUCAUAGUAUGCAACGUUUAACACCAAUGCAAUUAAAACAAAUUGCACAUGUUUUGCAACAACGUAGCCAAGAAACAACUACAUCAAAUGAAAGAGUAGUAUAUAGAGUGGUAUUUCCCGAAGAAUUGGAUUUACAAAUUAGAAAUCCAGGAAAUUUAUUAAAAAAUCGUGGUGGAAAAAGAGGUAGACCAAAAAAAAGUACUAUAAGACCUUCAUUGCUUCCACCUAAACCACCACCAAUUCCUGAUGAAGAACAAGAAGAAUUAAAGGAUGAAAGAAAAAAAGUUGUGGCCAGAACACGAUCUGGUAGACUUUCUCGACCUCCUAGACAUAUGGUGCGAGAUUAUAAACAUUUACAUCAUUUAGAUUUUCUACAACCUGACUUAGAUGAUUCAGAUGGUGGUUAUAGUGAUUAUAAUACUAAUAAUGAUAAACUUGAAGAAGAAGAAUCACCUAAAGAAUUAUUAACAGGUCUUGAAGUACCAAAAAGAAAAAUAUCAGAUCAUUUUAGAUGUCCUACAUGUAAUAAAAUAUAUUUAGGGCGUACUCGUAUGGCAAGGCAUUUUGAAAUGCAUCCUGAUCAUGGAAGUCCUGAGCAACUACCUCCUCCAACACCUGAACCUGAAUUAAAACAAAAUGGAGGACAAGAUCCUUUAAAACGUAAAGGGAAAAAACGAGGUCCUUGGGCUUACGUUACACCAGAAGCUAAAUCAGAAAGACGCCAAAUAAAAUUGCAAGAAGCGAUUUCUGUAUGUGAAAAUCUCGAAAUAAUAAAAAUUGCUGCAAAACCGGUACUUAACGCACAAUCAUUAUUUGAUUUAUUGGUACUAAAGUCUGAAAAUAAUGUAAGAAAUUUUUUGGACGAGUUAAAACAAUUAAUGGAUAAAAUACGAGAAAAAGUUGGAACAAUGUUAACAAUUACAAAUAGCGAUGAAGAAUUAAGCGAAGAUUUAAUUGAUAUCAGUGAAGAAUCACUUUGUGAUGCUUUAGGUCUUAAUCCAGGAUUAUAUAAAAUUAACAAUGAAGCUCUAAAAAAAGGUGAUACUUCUAUUUGCACUACUUAUGACAAUAGAGAGCCACCUCUUAAACUUCAAAAAAUAGAUAAUUCUGAAGAUGGUAAAGAAAAUAUAGAGGAACGAAUGUCCAGUGGUUUUUCUGAAAGUUCAGAUCUUAGUGUUUCUGACUUUUUAAGUGAUAGAAGAAAUGAUUCUGUAACAAAUCCUACUUGUCCAGAAGUGCUAUCUGCUUUAACAUUAAUGCGAAGAAAUCCUAGUCCUGUGAAUAAUGCAGAGAAUAAUAAAUCUAACAAUGUUUCAAAACUUUUAAUUUCAAAUCCAGAAAUUCAAAAUCAAAUUUCAGAUAAUCCUGGAUUUCAAAAAGUUGAUAUCACUUCACCAAAAAUUUCAAAUUAUCAAAAAUCAGAGUCUCAUAAAGAAAACUUUACAAAAUUAGGAAAUGGUUUAGGAUCAUCAAACUUUUGUAAAAUUGAAAAUAAUUAUGAACAAUCUAAGAUAGAACAUAUGGAACAAGCUUUUAUAAAAUUAGAACCAACAGAACAAGGUUUUGUUAAACUAGAAAAUGGUUCUAUGGAUACUUAUUCAAAACAAGAUGCUCUACAAAAUGGUUUGGACAAUAUGGAGAAUGGAUCUCAAAAUUUUAUUAAAGGAUUCCAAAAAUUAGUUUCCAAAAUAAUUCCUAUGACAUCAUCAGAUUUAAAUUGUGUUAAAACUCAAUCUGCAUCAUUAGAUACAGGUUCUUGCAAAAUAAUGCCUGCUACUUCUGGUUGCAAAAUUUCAGAUAGCCUGCCUAUACUUCAAGAUGCAGUACCAAUAAUUUCUAAUAAUUGUGAUUCUAAUAUAUUUGGCAGUUCAGAAAAUUUAGAUAUGUCAAAAAUAACUCAAUAUGAUCAUAUAGCACAUUUAGAUAUUCUAAAUACAAGUGGAGUCAUAGAUAAAAACUUAUUAAUCGAUGAAAAAUUAGUUGAACAGUUACAUCUAGUAGAUCAAUCAAAUUUAGUUGAUGAACUUGUAUCUGAACGAUUAAAAAAUAUUAUGCCAGAUAAUAUUUUAGAAAAUAAUUUGAUAUCAAAUAAUUCAAAUUUAGAUACUGAUCUUGAUUUUGAAGCAUUAAGUGAAGAAUUUAAUAGAAAUACUAGAAGUUGAUUCUUGGAUGAUAGCAUGCAAAAUGUUCCUAAAAAAAUUGAAAUAAUAAAUAUAGUAUAUAAUAAUAUCAAACUUAUGCAAUUGAAAUUGUAUAUGUAUGAUUACACAAUAAUGUAGAUAUUUUUUUAUAGAAAUUCUGACAGUAUCACAAUCAAUAUAUUAUAACUUCCAUAUUUGAAUGAAGAAUACUACUAACAGUAAGAUAAUAUGUCUUGCAUUCUGACAUAUAUGUAAAUAAGACUGUUUCUGUUAUAUUUAUUGUGUAUAAUGUAUAUUUUAUAUGAAAAAAUAUAAAAAAAGAUAGUCAUACUACAUCGAUAAUAUCAAAAAUGUAUCAAUGUUGAUCAAAAAAGUUUCUACUUUGUCAGAUAACAUUUCAACA